AUGGGUGACACAGCGCAUUUGCGUGAUGCGUCUGCCGCGCUGUCACGUGCUGAACGCAGCAAUUGGGGAAUUGGUGAGAUCAAAAUACCGCAAUAUGUAGAGCCGCAUGGAAAUGUGCGCGAUGGCCGCUUCGAGUCGCCUUCCGCGUCUUCAUUCUUCUCUUUUUCUCUUCAACAUCACUUCGCCCUCACACAAAUCUCCAUCGUACCGCUUUCUUUCGACUCGACUGACCCAGGCUUAUUCGCUGGCUCAGUCGCUACUACCCUUCAUUUCCGUCAAGACCUUUUUAUGCAACCAGAGCCAACUGCCGUGUCUCAACAUACUCCCCCCGUUGACUCAUCCCCGAUCAGUACCAGUUCCACCCAGCAUGGACAUGACCUCGAUGACGCUCAAGUCUCUGGUUCCCUCAAGCGCGAGGGAACCAGAGCUCUUGCAGACGUCCCGAGCAUGUCGACACGAGAUGAAUCUAAUGCAUUCUUGAAUGGGGUCGAUGGUUGCCCGGCCCCGCCCUCGGCCGAUCGAGCGAGCAAGCAUAUAAGCGCCCAAACUUCUCCUAGGCACGCACCAAAUUCUGGGUUCCGCGUGGUGGAGUUUGAUGAGCAGCCACAAGUGUCUUUUGGGACCUUUCCAAAUGAGGUCCUUACCCACAUCCUAUCGCAUUUACCCCCACAAUCCUUAUCCGCCAUGACGCUAGUGUCGCGUCGAUUUCAUGCUCUUGUUACCACUCCUCAUGCAUGGAGAAUCGCGUUUUCCCGGUUCUUUCCUGGUCCUCAUGCCAUAGAGGAUGGUCGACGUAGCACUUCCAACGAGGCAGACCUGCAGUCGGAUAGAAGGUUCUUUGCAAGGCUGACGGCGCUUGCAUCCUGGCGGAGCGAGUACAUCUUGCGUACCCGUUUGAUGCGAUCGUUAGCACGGGGCAAACCGGCGCAGUUUGAGCCCUCCAAGAAGCAUGGAACAGUACGCGCGGCGAGUGUUCGUCAUGGUAGUGCGGUAGCUACCUACGCAUCACAGCUUCAAUUCCCUGUCAGCCACAUGCAUGCCUCCUUCGGUCCCGACAGGGGCCCUCUCUUUAUUCAUGGAGCUGCAGAGCAGGGAAUUGCAUCUGCCAGUGACCCAUCGACCGUGAAAGUCGGCACUUGGGGUAUUUCUGAUCACCAGAUGUUCCGUCACUUUGCCGAUCUGUUUCCUGGAGAAGCACAACACGGUCUUGGAUCGGGUGAUAUGGUCGGCAUGCCCAACUCGAUGGACGUCAGUCAGCCAUAUGGCAUGAUCUACGGCGAAGGAUGUCCCCAGGGGCGCAGCUACUUCAUCUCAAAGACAGAACAACGUGGUCGCUUCAUAGGAGCCUCGGAGUCGGGCUCUCACCCAUCGCUUGGCAUUCCGGCUGUGAACAUGGUCACACAUGCUAUCUGCUCGGUGUGGAUUGCGAAAUCAGCUCAUAUCCUCAAGAUGACUCAAGGGCUUGUAGGAAUGCUGUCCGGUUCAUCCUCAGGCGUCUUGACUGCCUAUGCUCUGGGUCCCCAUCCGACGUACGAAAGGAGAUAUGAGCCAGGUCAAGUAACUGCCAAAUGGGUUUUGUGCCCUGGUGUCCCUAUCAUUGGCAUUGCAGUGGAUGAUCAGUUCUCAUCUCAGCGCCAUUCAGGAAGACGCGUCUGGGCUGUUGCGCUCAAUGCCCUAGGGGAGAUCUUCUAUCUUACUGAACUUCCUCGGUUACCUGACAUCCCGCUUACCGCCAAACUCAACUCUGAACAACUUGACGAGCUGGCCUGGAAGACUGGUAGAAGUGUGCAUUGGGAAAUGGUCGAAAUCAGUAGACGUGUGGCACGUCCCGACCCUUUCAAUCGUGAAUUGGUCGAUGGCAGCUACAGUCCGCGAUCCUCAUCAGAUUCCAUGGCUCUCAAUGAGCACCAGCUUGCCGCGGAAACCAAAGAGAUAGAGAAGUUCAUGUCGUUCAAGCCCAAACACUUCCGCAAAGUCUGUGAGAGCUGGGAUAUGCAGCGCGAUCUCCAGGUAGACUUUGCUGGAGACGAUGGCCGCCGUGCAGGCGAGUCAAUAAUCAUCAUCACCCGAGGUUCGACCGAGGAUACGAAGCCGUCGAUCCGGCGAUUCAUGCGCACUGCUUGCAAUUCUGUUUCUAGCUCGUCGGUUACACCAGAGCCGUUUUCGACUUCAACGGAACCUCCGCCAUCGAUUUUCGGCGGUCCUGUCAAAGUUCCUAACCCAACGGUUUCCAACGAAAUCCCCGUACCCGCAUCACCCAACAGGAUAGGUUCGCCUGCGACGGAAUUUGGCUGGCGUCUCUCUGAUUUUGCUUUUGGAGAUCGCAAGCCUACGGAAAUCAGCACCAGCGCAUUGGACACGUCCGCUUUCGCGGUCCUCACAGCCGAGGAGGAUCCUCUUCUGGCCAUGUCUGGCACUGGCAGCUCUCCUUCAUUUACAACAUCCUCGCCGAUGCUACCGCAUAUGGAUCAAUCGCGAUCAAAUCUAGAAGUACCCGGCCAACGCGCUCGAUACCUAGCUGUGGGAACCAGCUCAGGUAUGGUGUUUGUCUGGGAUGUUCGAGCUUCGACAGCGAAGUCUUCAAGUGUCAUUAAUACCAUAUCCCUCUUGCGUGUCAUCCAGACGGACUCGCCUCGGGUAUCUUGCUUGGCCAUCACGUCCCUGUACCUUGUCCACGGUGGUAAUGAUGGCCUCGUCCAAGCCUGGGAUCCGCUGGCAUCUUCUACGAAACCGAUUCGCACGAUCAAUUCCCGGUUUUCGUCACGGGCUCGUCGUCGGCUCGUACAGGCUGAGGCAUCCAUUUUAGGGGUUGGGAACAACUACUAUGCCACAGGCACUAUCUGCCUGGACACAGAUCCAACUGUGCUGCGUGGGAUGGUCUCACUUGGCACACACUUGCGAUACUGGUCGUACAGUUCUUCUGGGGCUGAUCAAUACAAGACUAGCAAGCGCCGUCUUCGCCGCUUCAUGCGUGGCGGCAAUGCGGCUGCCGCAGGCCAACGUUUCAACAAUAGUGGUCGCGGUGCGAUUGAGGACUUCAUUGAAGACGAACGCUUGGAUAUGGAGCGCCAGAAGAUCGCCGAUGAAAAGGAACGCGCACAUUUGAGCGCGCGUUUCGGGAUCGAUCUUUUGGGUUCCGACAUUGAUGAGGAACAGCUUUUGGCAUAUGCACAGCUCCUGAGCCAGGAAGCCUACUCUGGCGACGCGGUAAAACCAAGCGACAAUGCAGCGAUCUCUAGCUCAACCACCAGCGCUUCCUUUGACACCGUCGGUCCUAGUUCCUUUGGUCCGGGCGAGGUCUCAUCUUCUUCAUCUCCCUAUCAAGACCCUACAGAUAAUAUUGACGACGACGAACUUGCUGAGGCCAUCCGUCUUAGUUUGCUUGAAGAGCGAAGCAGUGCUUCUCCAUUCGACCCCAUUGGUAUCCCUAUUAAGUAUGCCAAGGGAUUGCACCCACCUCGACAGCGAUCGCCUGGGUCUGAGGAGGCCGAAGGCAGUAGACAACGAGAGAUGGAUGACCUUGAGUUCGCCAUUCAGUUGAGCUUGGCCGAGGGGCAGAGUCGCGACAAUGGCGAGGAAGAGUGGGAAGAAUUCCCAUCCCUCGCGUCGGGGCCAGCGUCGCCCUCGCCGUCAGUCAAGGGCAAAGGGAAAGCGCGGGCUGUUUGA
Molecule: messenger RNA, 3666 nt
Organism: Penicillium bovifimosum
Lineage: Eukaryota; Fungi; Ascomycota; Eurotiomycetes; Eurotiales; Aspergillaceae
Product: F-box and WD domain protein
Exons: 4
Coding region: 1-3666 (1221 amino acids)
Biological process (GO): proteasome-mediated ubiquitin-dependent protein catabolic process
Cellular component (GO): proteasome regulatory particle, base subcomplex; cytosol; nucleus
Molecular function (GO): polyubiquitin modification-dependent protein binding
Source: RefSeq, a predicted model, not a curated record